Messenger RNA from Suillus fuscotomentosus, 315 nucleotides. RefSeq lists its product as uncharacterized. The record is from RefSeq and is a predicted model, not a curated record. Lineage: Eukaryota; Fungi; Basidiomycota; Agaricomycetes; Boletales; Suillaceae. The annotation marks the transcript as partial. The transcript has a single exon.
CUGGAGAUGUCGCUUCGUGAAGGGCAGGCCAAUGAUGCCCUUCACAAUCUCCGCAUUUACCUUUGCAACAAGGCCAUCCUGUUCCGAACAACUGUUAGGCAGGCCAAAUCCCAGGCCCUGAAAACUCGAGCUUGGUCCCAGGUGACGUCGGUGCAGCAGGCAGUCUCCCUCCAUGCCAGCAUAUAUACAAAGACAAGGAAGCAAAUGAUGAAACUUGAGCCGGGGCAAGACCAGCUUCAGAAAUACAAACCCCUGCUUCGCGAGCAACUCAAAAUCAGCACUGCAGUGGGAGACCCAAAUGCCCGAGGUCAAUGA